AUGAGAUUUACGCCUUUGUUACGCUCAACUCAAGUUCUUGUUAGAUCUGCCACCGGUAACCCAACAGGUUUGACUGGUAUUUUGACCCAUCCAAAUCCUAGACCAGCAUUAAUUGAAUUAUACAGAUCAACAUUAGGCUUUCUCGAUGAUAAGUUCCCUGAAGAGUCUGUUUAUAAGAAAUCGACUCUUAAUUUUACAAAGAAGAGACUUGAAAUUGUUGAGAAGCAUGAAGAAAUUGAUAAGAUUGAAGCUGCAAUUGGAAAUGGUUUAAUAGAAGAAUUACUUAUUCAGGCAAAUGAUGAAUAUGAAUUAGCUAAAAAGAUGGUUGAAUGGAAAGCCUGGGAAGAAUUGGAGGAGAAACCAUUGGAAGAUCAGUGGGUUUACUUUGGUAAAAAGAUAUGA
This is a messenger RNA of Hansenula anomala, 402 nucleotides long. RefSeq names its product complex I NDUFA5 subunit family protein. NCBI's taxonomy places the organism in Eukaryota, Fungi, Ascomycota, Saccharomycetes, Phaffomycetales, Wickerhamomycetaceae. The record is from RefSeq and is a predicted model, not a curated record. The coding region runs from base 1 to 402 and encodes 133 amino acids. The transcript has a single exon. Gene Ontology annotation, biological process: respiratory electron transport chain.